This is a messenger RNA of Cordyceps fumosorosea ARSEF 2679, 1989 nucleotides long. Its product is annotated as Splicing factor PWI. Gene Ontology annotation, biological process: mRNA processing. The record is from RefSeq and is a predicted model, not a curated record. Lineage: Eukaryota; Fungi; Ascomycota; Sordariomycetes; Hypocreales; Cordycipitaceae. The transcript is spliced from 4 exons. Gene Ontology annotation, molecular function: mRNA binding. Gene Ontology annotation, cellular component: spliceosomal complex. The coding region runs from base 1 to 1989 and encodes 662 amino acids.
AUGGGUGCUCCUCCAGGCAUGGGUGCUCCACCAGGAUUGAGCGCUCCUCCUCCUGGUGUCCCAGCCCGCCCAAACAUGCCACCGGGCAUGCAACAAGCGAACGCGCCACCAGCAGCUCGUGGUGCACCGGUCUCUUUCCAACCCCCGAACCUACCUAACAUCAAUUUCAGCGCCCCCGUGAUCCGACUCGGCACGACAGGACCUGCCUCCGGAAACGAACGCAACGACGGACCCAGACAAGGCGGCCGCCCGGGGCUUGGCAUGGACAGAGGCCAGGACCAAGGGCGAUCGUCGAAUCGCGAUGCAGUGCAAGCUCUGAUUCCCGCAACGGCCGAAGAGAAACUGCGCACGAUCUUCAUACACCAGAUUCCAGAAGGCGUGGGCAGUGAUGGCGUUCAGAAAAUUCUCAGCGCCGUGGGGCGGCUAAGGAGAUGGGAGGCGCUCGACAGCGUAAUGGAUGAUCACAAGGGUGCCAAGUUUGGCUUUGCGCUGUUCGAGGAUGUUGAGUCCCUGCACAACGCCGCGCGCCUACUGGCCGAGGAGGAGGUCCAGGUGCCCAAAGCAAAGCAGCCCAUUGCAAAGGAACAGCCCAAGGACGAUACGUUCGAAGGCAUCGAAACGGUCAAGUUACAAACUUCGCUGGACGCCAGCUCGGUCAAUUACCUAGAGGCGUUUCGCAAGGAGGAAGAGGAAGCCGAUGCGGGGGAGGCGCACGCCCGCUCGCAGCUCAAACAGGCUCUACGUGAUUUAUUCUACCCACUCUCGGCGCCAACAUCUGAACGCGUGGAGACCCGCGUGGAAAGCUCUGGAAACGAAGAAGUAGUAGAGGUUGUCAAUAUUGGCAUGGCACAGGAGGACGAGCUGUCGGACAUCCCCGCCGAGAUCCGUGAAGUCGUGCUCAAAGAGAUCGCGGCCUUCCGUGAGCGCAGCAAUCAGCAUGACUUGGAACGUCUACGCGGGGAGGAAGAGUUUGAAGAGCAAGAGAGACGACGCAAUGGAGCAUCCAGAGCCGCACCCCACGAUGGCUCGAACGGCACCCCCCUCGGCCCGCGCGGCGCACCCUCCGGCCCCCGAGCGCAGAACGGAACGACUGGUGGCGGCCCCUCGUCCACUUUUGUCAACGGCGGCGUGGAGAAUGGCGGCAUUACCUACGAAGACGACGACGACGGCAUGGACGCCAGCGACGACGAGCUCGACCGGCGACGGCUCAAGGAGGAGCAGGCCGAGGCAGACAAGGCGUAUGCCGAGGCGGAGCGGCGGUGGUCGAACCGCGAGCGCUCGCGACAGGCGGCGCUGGAGCGGGAGCGCAACCGCGAAAAGGACGGCGCGGCGGUGCGCCAGCAGCGCGCCGCCGCCCGCCUCGCGCAGGACAAGGAGUGGGACGACGAACGCGAGGCAGCCCGCAAGUCCCACCCGUAUUACCGCGACCGCGCGGCGUGGGCGCGCAAGCGCGCCGCCGAUCGCGCCGACGAGGACGCCAGGGAUGACGCGGACCUCGCCGCAGCCGCCGGAGCCGCCCAGCGGCGCGCGCGCCGCACCGUCGCCGAGGUCGAGGGCCUCCUGGACGACGAGGAGGAGCAGGCCGGCACGCGCCGCAUCCGACCGCUCGUGCCCAUCGAGCACACCGCCGGCGGCGCCGGCAUGACGGAGGAGGAAGUGUCGGAGGCGGUGCGCGCGCUGGCGCAGGAGAUCCCCUCGGACAGGGACGGCCUGUGGCGGUGGUCGGUGCAGUGGGACCACAUGGACGACGGCGUCAUCGCGGACCGCCUCCGGCCGUUCGUGGAGCGCAAGAUCGUCGAGUACCUCGGCGUGCAGGAGGAGAUGCUCGUCGAGGCGGUGGAGGAGCACCUGCGGAAGCACGGGACGGCGGCUGCUCUGGUCGAAGAGCUGGAAGGGGCACUGGACGACGAGGCGGAGGACCUGGUCAAGAAACUGUGGCGCAUGGUCAUCUUCUUCACGGAAUCAGAAAAGAGGGGGCUGCCGGCGUAA